AAUUAAGUGGAAAAGAUCACGAGCUGUUUUUUUACACAAAAAUAUAGAAGAAACACAGGAGGGAGAGAUAGAGAGAGAGAGGGGCAGCGAGAGAGAUGUGGGAAGCGAUCUUACUUACGCUGGCAGCCACCGCCGGAAAUAACAUCGGAAAAGUUCUCCAGAAAAAGGGCACUAUUAUUCUCCCUCCUCUCUCCUUGAAGCUUAAGGUCAUAAGAGCGUAUGUUUUUAACAAACCAUGGAUAAGUGGUUUCCUAAUGGAUAUAUUUGGAGCCAUGCUGAUGUUGCGAGCAUUAUCUCUAGCUCCUGUCUCAGUCAUUCAACCAGUUUCUGGUUGUGGACUUGCUAUACUUUCUAUCUUUUCCCAUUAUUAUUUAAAGGAGAUGAUGAAUGCUGUUGACUGGGUUGGGAUCACGUUAGCUGGCAUUGGCACCAUAGGAGUUGGUGCUGGAGGGGAGGAUCAAGAAGCAUCUGCCAUUUCAAUUUUUCACUUGCCAUGGCUUGCUUUUGUUGUUGCGUUCAUGUUUGUUCUCCUUAAUGGAUGGCUACGUAUUUACAGGCGCCAGCGUAAAGAACAGGAGCUGAUGCAAUCUGAAGUGGUUGAGGAGAUUAUCUAUGGCCUGGAAUCAGGCAUUUUGUUCGGGAUUGCAUCUGUCAUAUCAAAAAUGGGAUUUCUAUUCUUGGAGCAGGGUUUCUCUAGAUUGCUUGUUCCUGUUUGUGUUUCAAUAAGUAUAUGCUGUAGCGGGACAGGAUUUGUCUAUCAGACUCGUGGCUUGAAGCAUGGGAGGGCGAUUGUGGUGUCCACUUGUGCUGCUGUGGCUUCUAUCGUCACUGGUGUACUUGCUGGUAUGCUUGCUCUUGGGGAGAGGUUGCCUUCUGCUCCAGUGGCCCGUUUAUGGCUUUUGCUUGGAUGGCUGUUAAUCAUCACAGGCGUGAUAUUACUCGUAUGUUCAACACGCUUGCUGCGAUAUAUUCCACGGCCAUGGCGGAGAACAAAGCGAUCCAGUGUUGAUAAAACCUUUGGUCUUCGACGAGCUGUAUCCCUCCAUAGCAGCAAGGAUACCAGCCCAAGCGCUGUUAUACAAGCAACCACAUUGCAUCAUUUGAUAACUCCCCCUAGACAGAAGGUAUGAACUGCAGCAUGAAGAUUGCAGAAAAUCACUUUUGAAAGUUGAAAUACAAGCUUACAUGUAAAGGUCUAGGGUAAUAUUGGGGUUGGUGUGUGUACAUUCGUCAAUGAACUUUGGAGGUGUAGUGGAAGGUGUGGAAUGCAAGAUUGUUGACUGUUGAUGGGGUUGUCGAGCAUACUUGUGGCCUGGCAUAAAGCAGUUGAAUUUGAUAUUUUUAGGUGCCCUUGAGCAAGAAGCAUCGGUCUGUAUUUUCUAUAGUUGUAGUGGUCUAUAUUUUGAAUUAGCUAAUGAAUGUCACUAUUUCGUUUUUAUUGUUUUUAACCUAGUCUGUAUCUGCUUACUGCAGUUUAGCAGUCUAAGCAAAGAAUGGUUUGAAGGUUGUGUUUGAUAUGUUCUUACAGUUGUAGCCAAGUGGCCAACAAUCGGUCGGAAUUUUUACCACCUGGUCCGGCUUUCAUCGGAAAUAAUAAACACCAUCCGACAACAGCA
Molecule: messenger RNA, 1616 nt
Organism: Daucus carota subsp. sativus
Lineage: Eukaryota; Viridiplantae; Streptophyta; Magnoliopsida; Apiales; Apiaceae
Product: probable magnesium transporter NIPA9
Exons: 9
Coding region: 96-1130 (344 amino acids)
Biological process (GO): magnesium ion transport
Cellular component (GO): membrane
Molecular function (GO): magnesium ion transmembrane transporter activity
Source: RefSeq, a predicted model, not a curated record